This is a messenger RNA of Dermacentor albipictus, 1440 nucleotides long. Its product is annotated as SET domain-containing protein 4. The record is from RefSeq and is a predicted model, not a curated record. Lineage: Eukaryota; Metazoa; Arthropoda; Arachnida; Ixodida; Ixodidae. Gene Ontology annotation, molecular function: protein binding; protein-lysine N-methyltransferase activity. Gene Ontology annotation, biological process: peptidyl-lysine monomethylation; peptidyl-lysine trimethylation.
GGAGUCGCCAUGCUCGGCAUGCCAUGGACGGCGUGCUAUGUCGACUGUUGUUUUGAACUGAGAAACUGAAGUUGUGCAAGUUCUCUUUUCGCGUUGUAUGGACUAAUCUUAUUUUAAACCAUUAAUUAUCAAUUGAAUGUCCAGGAUCUGCAAUGGCUAAGAAGGGACGUAACCACAGAAAGAAGACGAGGCGAAGAGCGGAACGUAUGUCGCGCACUGAAGAUGUGAGCGCUAAUCUUUUGAAGUGGAUGACUGCAAACGGUUUCGAACUGCACACGCAGCUGUCUCUCAGGGAAUUCCGCGAAACUGGGAGAGGGUUGGCAACGCAACAAGUGCUGUCUUCUGGCGACGCGUUUCUGAGGGUACCAACUCGUCUCCUAAUAACCACUCAGACAGCUUUGUCAAGCAGCUUACACUAUUUUGUAAUCAGAAAUCAUGGGCAACUUACUCCUAUUGAAGUGUUGACGCUCUUCCUUAUGAACGAAAAGCUCCGAGGCCAUGAUUCAGAGUGGUGCUUCUUCAUCAAAAGCUUGCCAGCUACCUACACAACACCUGUGUUCCUUGGAAGCAAAUUGCUUGCCAAACUGCCCUGCGACCUGUUCCGAAAAGCACAGACCCAAGUGUCCAGGAUACGAAGCACUUUUUUAAAGUUACAAACUUUGUUGACAAAGGGAAGCACUGGUGGCAACUCGCUGCUUUCUAGCCUUUCCAAGAACUUUACAUGGCAUCUGUUUGUUUGGGCUUGGACUGCUGUUAACACUCGCUGCAUCUUUAGUGGGCACAAGACAGGCCAUUCCCUUUGGGACGACGACAAGUGUGCACUAGCUCCAUUUCUGGACUGCUUGAACCACCACUGGAAGGCGAGUGUGCAAACUGCAAUAGCGGACUCCUAUUUUGAAAUUGUUACAAAUAAUAACUACCAGCCAAAUGAGCAAGUUUUCAUCAGUUAUGGCUCGCAUGACAACAAGAAGCUGUUUCUGGAGUACGGCUUUGUUCUUGCCGAUAAUCCCAAUGACGUGGUUGCAAUCACAAGAGAGCACCUAUGUAAGCUUCACUCCUGGAAGGCACAAGCAAUCCCACAUUUUUCCUCAAAGCUUUCCUUUCUGGAGGCAAAAAAUACUAUGAGUGAAUCUUGUGGCUUUACUGCGGAUGGAUUGACAUGGAAUGGGCAAAUUGUCAUGCAAGUACUGUCUCAUCCCAAGGCAUCAAGGUUGGAGUGGAACAAAUUGCUGUUUCGGUCCGAAGAAGAGGAACUCAACGAACAGCAGUGUCAGUUGGUGGUGACCUUAAUAGAAACCAUGUUGUGCGACUAUGGUGCUCUGCUACCUGAAGGCAAAGACUUCUGCUCACAGACAGUGGCUGCAUUUAUCAGAGAAGAGACAAAAAUUCUCAAGAAACAGCUACAACUCUAUGAGAAAUAAAUGCACUUCCAUGAGUGAA